CAGGGCGCCCUCCCGACAUGCUGGAGAAGGCGGGCUUCCCGCCGGCCAAGAGAUUCCGGCCAGGCUCCGCACCUCCCGGGAGGCGAGUGGUGAUGCUGCUGGCUGCGGGCGGUGGUGGUGGAGCAGGAGGAGGAGGGCGGAAGCCGGCGCCGCCGCUGGCCCAGCCUUCGGCCAGUCCCUACCGCGAGGCCCUGGAGCUGCAGCGCCGGAGUCUGCCCAUCUUCCAGGCGCGCGGGCAGCUGUUGGCCCAGCUCAGAAACCUGGACAGCGCCGUCCUUAUUGGGGAAACUGGUUCUGGAAAGACAACUCAGAUCCCACAGUACCUCUAUGAAGCGGGAAUUAGCCGCCAGGGCAUCAUUGCUGUGACCCAGCCACGUCGAGUAGCUGCCAUCUCCCUUGCUACUCGAGUCUCAGAUGAGAAGAGGACUGAACUUGGGAAGCUGGUGGGCUAUACAGUACGCUUUGAGGAUGUCACCUCAGAAGACACCAGGAUCAAAUUCCUAACGGAUGGCAUGCUUCUGCGUGAAGCCAUUUCAGACUCCCUGCUUCGGAAGUAUAGCUGUGUCAUUUUGGAUGAAGCCCAUGAGCGGACUAUCCACACAGAUGUACUCUUUGGAGUGGUGAAAACUGCGCAGAAGAGACGAAAGGAGCUAGGGAAACUGCCUAUCAAAGUGAUUGUGAUGUCAGCUACAAUGGAUGUGGACCUGUUUUCUCAGUAUUUCAACAGAGCCCCAGUCCUCUACCUGGAGGGUCGGCAGCAUCCAAUCCAGAUUUUCUAUACCAAACAGCCUCAGCACGAUUACCUGCACGCAGCUCUUGUCUCCGUCUUCCAGAUCCACCAGGAAGCCCCCUCUUCUCAAGACAUCUUGGUGUUCCUCACUGGUCAGGAGGAGAUUGAAGCAAUGAGCAAGACCUGCCGAGACAUUGCAAAGCACCUCCCGGACGGCUGCCCUGCAAUGCUCGUCCUUCCUCUCUAUGCCUCCUUGCCCUAUGCACAGCAGCUCCGAGUCUUUCAAGGGGCCCCAAAGGGCUAUCGCAAAGUGAUCAUUUCAACCAACAUUGCUGAAACCUCCAUAACCAUUACAGGAAUAAAAUAUGUAGUUGACACGGGCAUGGUUAAAGCAAAGAAGUACAACCCUGACAGUGGACUUGAGGUACUAGCUGUGCAGCGGGUAUCAAAGACCCAGGCCUGGCAGCGCACAGGAAGGGCUGGCAGAGAGGACAGUGGUGUCUGCUACCGGCUCUACACUGAGGAGGAAUUUGAGAAGUUUGAGAAGAUGACUGUGCCAGAGAUCCAAAGGUGUAACCUGGCAAGUGUGAUACUUCAGCUCCUGGCAAUGAAAGUCCCCAGUGUGCUCACCUUUGAUUUCAUAUCCAAACCAUCUCCAGAUCACAUUCAGGCGGCCAUUGCCCAGCUGGACCUGUUAGGUGCUCUUGAACAUAAGGAUGACCAGCUUACCCUGACUCCAAUUGGAAGAAAGAUGGCAGCAUUUCCUUUAGAGCCCAAAUUUGCCAAAACUAUCCUCCUGUCCUCCAAGUUCCACUGUACAGAGGAGAUCCUAACCAUUGUUUCCCUACUGUCCGUGGACAGUGUUCUCUACAACCCUCCUGCCCGACGGGAUGAAGUGCACAGCGUCCGCAAGAAAUUCAUAUCCAGUGAGGGGGAUCACAUUACCCUGCUCAACAUCUACCGGACCUUCAAAAACAUAGGUGGAAAUAAGGACUGGUGCAAAGAGAAUUUUGUCAACAGCAAGAAUAUGAUGCUAGUGGCUGAAGUCAGAGCACAGCUGAGAGAAAUCUGCCUAAAGAUGUCAAUGCCAGUCAUGUCAUCGAGAGGGGACAUGGAGAGUGUUCGCCGCUGCUUGGCGCACAGCCUCUUCAUGAGUACUGCUGAGCUCCAGCCAGAUGGUACCUAUGCUACCACAGAUACACACCAGCCAGUGGCCAUCCACCCCUCAUCUGUCCUCUUUCACUGCAAGCCGGCCUGCGUUGUGUACACUGCAUUGCUCUACACCAACAAGUGCUACAUGCGAGACCUCUGCGUUGUGGAUGCCGAGUGGCUAUAUGAGGCUGCCCCUGAGUACUUCCGGAGGAAGCUGAGAACUGCCAGAAACUGAGUCAACCCAGGAUGCUGCCAGCAUGGCUGGGCCUGGAGCUUAGAUCACAGCUGUCCUCAUAGCAGACUCCAAGGUUGGCAGCUAAAGAAACUCAAGCCUUCAGUGCAGCUGAAUUUGCCCAGCUUUCAGGAGCUUGAGAGUGUCUUUGAUGAAACCCUCAGACUGAACCGUGUAGACCUGUAUAUAUUUAUACCUUGAGAAAUUCAGAAUUAUGCUUUUGGUUCUGGCUGGGUGAUUUUGGGUGGCUGAACUGACUUCUGAACCUCAGUUUCCUCAUCUGCCAUGGGGGAUAAUAUAUUUAAUUUGUAGAAUUCAAGUCUUAAAGUUCAGAAAAUGAGUAGAAAGUUACCCAGAGAUUGGCCUAACAUAAUGUGUCAGUGAAUUGUAAGCCAUUGUGCUUAAUGUUACCAUUUGCUACUUGAUACAAGAUGGUAGAGCAGAAGUCCUCUAAGUUCUUGUGAUGAAAGGGAUUUUCUGGAAUGGGGCUACCGGAAGCUGCAGAUCCAGUCUGUUGUCUUCAGUUCUACUACUUUUUUUGCUAAGUAUUGAACCCAGAGCCCCAUGCAUGCUGUGCACUCUGCCACUGAGCCAGAUACCUAGCCCUCAGUUCUACUUUAGCAUCUACCUAUAUGUCUUUAGUUUAAGCAUAAGAAACUGACUUCUGUAGACAUAUCAGGAGGGAGGUGUAGUUGUUUCUGACCUCCUAUUGAGCCUCAUGUCUCAGGGUGUGAACCAUUCUCUCUGCUAUCUCCAAGCAGAGAUGAGCAAAGGAUUCCCUUGGUCCUCAGUGCCUCUGUGGUUGCUUGUCCCUAGCAAUGCUUUCUGGAGAAAUACAGGUUUCCUGGUGAAAGUGGCUUUGAAACUUCUGGAUCAUGUUAGGUGUGGAUAUGGAAACCAGAUUUUUAGUGUCGUGGCCUUCUGAAACCCAGUCAUUCUUUUAAACUGGGCACCUAUGAAUCUGUGCACACAAGGGGCGGUCCUAUGUUCUUUUCUGUUGUUUGGCUUCAGGCGGGGGCCCAGGUCACAGCAAUUGGGGUGGGAGGGAAGAGAUACAUGCAUGAUCAGUGAGAAACCUCCCCACAUCUGCUCUUUAUAUUUUUGGAUCUUACUGAUUUUUCCUUCUUUGUAGGGACUUGGAGACAAUGUAGCUUUGCUACUUCUAACUGCACCAGACCCCCCCCCCCACCAAACCCUCAUUGUCUGCAUUUGUCAGAGGAGAUUUCAUAAUCUCUGCAUUCUUUUCCUGUUUAGAAAAGACAUUAAAAAUUCAUCUUAGCUUAUUAUUAAAAGGGAACAAUCUCUGGGCAUGGUGGUAUACACCUGUAAUCCCCAGCUGAGAUAGAAUUGAGUUUUGAGGGUUUUACUAUACUGGGUUUUACUAUACUGAGACCUGUGUCAGCAGAGAAAAAAAGCACUUCCCAGACAAUGUCUGAACUUAGGAAAAGCCAAAUUUAGUCCUUUUCUUUUUCUUAGUUGGUCAAAACAUAUCUGUGCUACUAGUAUUUUGUCAUUUAUACAAAGAAUUGCAUGUUGUUUAUAAGCAAGAGGCCAAAUUGCUUACAAGGUACUUCAAAAACAGUGGGCAGUUUAUUCAUUCUGGAUCCAGCAAGCUCUUUCCAGAGAUCAUUGCCUGAUUUGGGCACUUCCAUUUCCAGGGUCUCACUGGUCCACAGGUGUGUGUGCUGAGUCCAGCCAGUCUGUAUUCUAACCCUAGCCAUGACCAUGAGCAAUCAAGCUUUUUAGCCGUGUUAAAAUUGUCUGGGUACUUGUGAUUUACUUCUAUGAUAAAUGGUUACAUUUAGACUAAAUGGGAUCAGACUUUGACCUGGUUCUUCCACAGAUGGGCUUAUUUUUACCAUACUAACUCUGAAAAGCUCUCUAGGAAGUUUUUUGGUGUUUUUUUUUUUUUUUUUUUUUCUUUUAAAGUAUAUUUUUCUUAUUUACACUAAGGGGUUAGGGUAUUUAUCUAACCUGACUUGGUAAGAGAAACUUUUGUAUUUUUAAUAGAAUAUUCAUUAUGCUGGUUACACAAAAGGAGGUGGGCAAUAUAUUCCUCAGCAACUAACUGUUCCUCAGUAAAUUAACAAGAAAUGUUUUCUGAAUCAAGGAAAAACUUAACUUGUAGUAAUUUAUGUCCAGUGUAAGUACCCAAAAAAUUCCCCAAAAACUCUUUUUUUCCUAAAGCUUAUGUAAAGGUUACAUCUUCUAAGUAGCUUUAAUGUUUCUGUACAGAAGUAUGUUUAUCACUGUUAACAUUGUGGUAGAAUUUUAUUAUGGUAUUUAUUUUUUUAUUGGGCUUUUUAAAACCAGCUUUUUAACAAAGCUGCUCAGGGAUUAAAUCAGAUGGAAAUCCCAUCCUGACUCCACAUAUCACUACAAAGAAUUUAUGAUUAUCUUGAGCUGCAGGGAUAGUACACUUUAACCUUUCUUAAGAAAAUUAAAUGUUUCACAAUUUUAUUGCAAUUCAAUCUUGAGGUACUCUUUUUCAAACUCUUUGGUAGUGUCACACCACUUUCCAACCUGAAAAACCUAGACAGAUAACAAGUUCCAUAUGCAUCAAGUAAUCAUGAACCCCAACAGCCCUGCAUGCCUCUGGUGUUUGUCCUCUUCUGCCAGUAAUCAUGGAGUGUGCAACACCCAGGGCAACACUCAUUACAAACACCAGGUCCCUGGUAAAAACUCUUAAUGUUGCAUCUCUGCUAGUUGUAAAGAGAUUCUAAAAUGGGAGCAAAACAUUGCCUGUGACCCAAUCUAGCUACCAAGAACUGCUUGCAACUGUCGCCAUGCGUCCAAGAUGCCAUUCCUUGAACACAUUAAGUGACACUGCACCUGUGGAGAAACAGUUUUGUACUGAAUGCUAUAAUGCAGGAAAAAAUAAAAACAAAUCAGGUUGAUUUGGGCUUAUGCUGUAUUGUUUGGUCUUAGAUGUAACUUUAAAAAUAUCAGCUCUUGUAUAUAAUCCUCAAAUUUGCACUUGACUCAAAUCCAUAAAAAAAUGAAUCUUGUACUUGA
Molecule: messenger RNA, 5129 nt
Organism: Nannospalax galili (Upper Galilee mountains blind mole rat)
Lineage: Eukaryota; Metazoa; Chordata; Mammalia; Rodentia; Spalacidae
Gene: Dhx33
Product: DEAH-box helicase 33
Exons: 12
Coding region: 18-2117 (699 amino acids)
Biological process (GO): positive regulation of transcription by RNA polymerase I
Cellular component (GO): nucleolus; intracellular anatomical structure
Molecular function (GO): RNA binding; ATP binding
Source: RefSeq, a predicted model, not a curated record